Bacillus rossius redtenbacheri is the source of this 1785-nucleotide messenger RNA. Its product is annotated as cytochrome P450 6j1-like. The transcript has 6 exons. The record is from RefSeq and is a predicted model, not a curated record. Bases 120 to 1727 code for a protein of 535 amino acids. Gene Ontology annotation, molecular function: monooxygenase activity; oxidoreductase activity, acting on paired donors, with incorporation or reduction of molecular oxygen; iron ion binding. NCBI's taxonomy places the organism in Eukaryota, Metazoa, Arthropoda, Insecta, Phasmatodea, Bacillidae.
CAAGUGAGCGAUGCUAGUUUCCAAGUAACUGAGCACCGACUGCUGAUUGCUGAUUGCUGAGCAUUCUUCGGGUGGAAAGGAUCACUUAAAAAGGGUGAUACAACAAGGCACAUUGUGAGAUGGCAUUGAUCUUCACCUCCAUUCUUGCUGACCUCUCCCUGGGCGUGGCAGCAUGCGUCGCUCUGCUGUACUUCUACAUGACACGUAACUACAAUUGUUGGAAGGAGAGGGGCAUCCCCUACGUGAAGCCGGCCCCGUUCGUCGGGAACAUGUGGCCCGUGUUCAUGCAGAGGCACAGCAUCGGCUCUUACGUGCGCCAUGUGUACGAGGAGGGACUGGGCGAGCCUUGCGUCGGGAUAUUCGCCCUGGACAAGCCCAUCCUCGUGAUCCGCGACCUAGACCUCGUGCGAUGCAUACUGGUGAAGGACGCCCAAGUCUUCCUGGACAGGACCUUCGCCCCACAGGAAGAACAGGAUCCCUUGCUCGCCAAGAGCCUGUUCGGAAUUAAGGGCAAGAAGUGGAGGCACCUUAGGGUCAAGCUCUCGCCAACCUUCACCUCCGGAAAGAUGAGGAAGAUGUUCUACUUGGUCGACGAAUGCGGGCGCCAGCUGCUGGAGUUAAUCAAUCAGGAGACAUCGACAGGCAGGCCGGUGGCGGUGAAGGAGACGAUGGCCAGGUACUCGACCGACGUGAUCGCCGCGUGCGCCUUCGGCGUGGACGCGAACGCCCUGAAGGACGGCCAGUGCGAGUUCCGCUCCGUCAUGCGGCGCGUGUUCGAGCAGACCUCGCUCCAGCGGCUGGCCUCCAGCCUGGCCUUCCUCGCGCCCUCCGUGUCGAGCGCCCUCAAGUUGCGAACUGCCGACCACAGCGUCACGGAAUUCACGCGCAGGACGCUGUGGGAUGUGGUCGACCACCGCAGGAGGAACGGCGUGGUGCGCAAGGACUUCGUGGACCUGCUGAUGCAGAUCAAGGAUGGGAACGAGAUCCGUGCGGAGGACGGCAAGGACGUGGAGGAGAUAAAGGAGGACAACGACCUCACGAACAUCGGGUACAAGAACAAAACCGAAGAGGAACAUAUGAAACUAGAUGGCGAUGACUUUGUAGCUCAAGCCUUCGUGUUUCUCCUCGCUGGUUUUGAAACCUCUUCAACUGUGCUGAACUUCACGCUAUACGAGCUUGCUUUGAACCCGCACAUCCAGGACAGACUGCGACAGGAGAUCGUCUCUGUGCUGGACAAGUAUGAGGGCAAGGUGUCGUACGACUGUUUCAAGGAGAUGAGUUACCUGGACAUGGUGAUAGCAGAAUCUACGAGAAAGUACCCAACACUUCCCUUCUUGGAACGGAAGUGCUCGACUGAUUACAAGAUUUCUCACACCAACUUCACCAUUCCCAAGGAUACCACCGUGAUGAUUCCAGUGUGGGCCAUUCACAAUGACCCCAAUCUGUACCCGUUCCCAGACAGGUUUGAACCUGAAAGAUUCACUUCUGAGAACAAGAAAGAACGUCAUCAUUUUGCUCAUCUGCCUUUCGGAGAAGGCCCGAGAAUAUGCAUAGGCAUGCGGUUCGGCCAGAUGCAAGUGAAGACCGCCCUGGUCCACGUGCUGUCCAGCUUCCAAGUGAGGCCUUGCUCGACCACGCCCAAGCCACCGCUGGUCAUGAAGACCUUCGGCGGCACCCUCACUCCCAGGGACGACAUACCACUCACGUUCACCCGGAUCGUCAGCUGAAGACUUUCGGUUGCACAAAAUAAGAUAACAGUCAUUAAAAUGUUAAUUUAAAAAAAAA